This is a messenger RNA of Knipowitschia caucasica, 1488 nucleotides long. NCBI's taxonomy places the organism in Eukaryota, Metazoa, Chordata, Actinopteri, Gobiiformes, Gobiidae. The record is from the annotation of a GenBank genome assembly.
AUGCUGUUUGUGGGCGACGCAGUCCUACAGGUCAAUGGCAUUAAUGUGGAGCACUGCACUCACGAAGAAGUGGUACAUCUCCUGCGUACGGCUGGAGACGAGGUCACCAUCACCGUGCGCUACCUUCGAGAAGUGCCAUCGUUCCUCAAACUGCCUCUAGGUUCUCCAGGGCCGUCCAGUGAUUAUAGCAGCCGGGUCUCGUCCCCGCUCUUCGAUAGUGGAGUGCAUCUGAAUGGAACGAUGGCAGCUCCCUCACCUCCGUCGCCCUCCGCUAAUGAGCCAAAGUACGAGAAGCGGUGGCUGGACGACGAGUGCCUGCCCCUGACCAUGGCCCGGGUCUCCAGAUACAAAACGGCUGCAGACAAAUUAAGUCCCAGGGAGGUGCACAGGGAGGUACACAGGGAGGUGAACAGGGAGGUGCACAGGGAGGUGCACAGGGAGGUGCUCAGGGAGGUGCACAGGGAGGUGCACAGGGAAGUGCACAGGGAGGUGCUCAGGGAGAUGCACAGGGAGGUGCUCAGGGAGAUGCACAGGGAGGUGCUCAGGGAGGUGCACAGGGAGGUGCACAGGGAAGUGCACAGGGAGGUGCUCAGGGAGAUGCACAGGGAGGUGCUCAGGGAGAUGCACAGGGAGGUGCACAGGGAGGUGCACAGGGAGGUGCACAGGGAGGUACACAGGGAGGUACACAGGGAGAUGCACAGCGAGGUGCACAGGGAGGUGCACAGGGAGGUGCACAGGGAGGUACACAGGGAGGUACACAGGGAGAUGCACAGCGAGGUGCACAGGGAGGUGCACAGGGAGGUGCACAGGGAGAUGCACAGGGAGGUGCACAGGGAGCCCAAACUGCUCCCAUCAGGCUUCACUGCCGCCACAAACACAGCGCAAGAGCAGCUCACUGGGGGGUCCAACUGUUUUGAAGUGUUCAUCUUGGAACGCGCCUGCACCUAUAUUCUGCAAUUUUGUACUGCUGCGGAGAGCACAGACUGGCUCCAAGCAAUAUCCACCAAUAUCAGUGAUCUAACACAGGAGAAUAUACAAAUCAUCAACAAGUUUUGCUCCUCCGAUGAUCAGGUGGUUCACAUGGGAUGGGCGUGUGAAAACCCAGAAGGCACCAGUAGUACUCACGCAGCAGCUUUCAAGUUCCUCGCACUCCGGGGGCCCUACUUUUCUGUAUUCAGAGAUCCACCGAUUAGUGCUGCUGAUUGGGGACAAGCUGAAACCACAUACAACCUCUAUGAGGUUCUCUUCAAGGUCCACAAGUUGUGGAUGACGGACGACUGCUGGCUGCAGGCGCGCCUCUACCUGGGCCUGGAGCACUCUCCGGAGCAGCACGAGGACUCGCUCUGCUUCAGUAUCCUGGUGGGACACAGCCAGAGCCGCAGCUUCAGGGUGGAGCUGGCCUCGGACCUGAACUGUUGGGAGAAGUCUUUCCAAAGAGCUGUUUUCAUGGAGGUACAGCGCAUACGACCAGGCGGAGAUAAGAAGUAA